AUGAAUAACUCCCAGCAACAUUCUAUUCGCUUUGCCAAGAAGCAAGUCUCGAGGAAGAGGGCGACAAAGGCAUGCCUCAAAUGCCGAAAGCGCAAGGUCAGCCCCGAGUCAAAUGGCCCUUCGUCAAUCGCCUCUAAUGAUCUCCUACGCGAUUGCGAGGCCGUCACAACGGCCGAGUCACCAGCUUCCAGCAACGAUAACCCACCAAGUCCCAUCGAAGAGGCUUCCUCCACCCUGCUAAACCUCGAAGAAAGCGAAUACAAAUCCCCACAUCAUCGCGACCGCGCAGAUAUCGAUACACCAAUUAAUCCGACGCCCGACAAUGUAUUCGAGGCCGAACGCAUGGAGGAAUUCACGCCAAGGUCUUUUCAAUCUGCCUCGUCAGUUGUAACCAUCGAAGAGCCAUGUGAACCUGUACGGUCCGAAUUAAAAGCAUUGUACUCGUCGAUGCCGUUCUUGAGAACGUUGAACAUGCGCGAUUGCGACUUCAAUCACCUCAACACCCAAGGCUGUUUACGCGUCCCGUCCAAGCCCAUCCUCGAUCAAUUCAUGAAACAUUACUUUUUAUAUAUUCACCCGUUAUUACCUCUUUUAAACGAAGCUGACUUCUGGAGCGCCUACGACCCAACACCAUCAGAUAAUGCCAAUCCUGGUACACCUGUAUCGAUGCUUCUACUGCAAUCGAUGAUGUUUGCGUCAUGCACCCUAUUAUAUGACUUCUCCACCGACCCCGACCCCGUCUCUAUCGCACAAGCCGCCCUGCUCCUAACAUACUGGUGUCCAACCUUCCGCUCCGGUCCUCGAAAAGCAAAUAGCAGAUGGUUAAGAAUCGCAAUCCAGCACGCCAAAUCCUGUGGGGCUCAUCAAUAUGAAUCGCCCACCUUUGGAUUGACCGUCUCGCAACAGGACAUGAAGCGACGAAAUGUUCUCAAGCGUGUCUGGUGGUGUUGCAUUAUUCGCGACCGUAUCAUGCCCAUUUGCGUGAGAAGGAAUAUCCAGAUCUCGAGCGCGCAUUUCGACUUUUCAUCGUGCUCACCGUUAGGAUACGACGACUUGGUGGAUGAACUCGAGUCGUCGCGAGUUUAUAAUAUUGCUACCAAGCACAAACUCAUUCUUGCUUUGGAAAGACUUACAGAGUUGUGUGUUACUUUGACGGAUAUUCUUAGUUUGGUCUAUCCAACUGAAAGUAUACCAAUAUUGGACGCCGACGCGCACUCAUCGGCUUAUGUGCAGGUGCAGGAGCACAAGAGAUCGUUGAGGUUAUGGGCUACUGCCACGAGACCACCUUUGGCUCUCAAGGAUCUCACACAAAACGCUGGACCACAUGAAGACUCUGCAGUGCUAUUCACCAACUUGGUCUGGAUCUACUUCCAGUAAAUUACCCAUUGCUUCAACUCAGAUAGUGUUGCUAACAACAUUUCCAGCGCGAGCCAAGUAGCCCUCUGCAACUAUGAACUUCACCUAGGCCUUGUCCUGGGUCUCAUCACACAGAGACCCAAAGAAACACAAUUUCUCAAAAAUAACAGAAAAGAUUUAAGAAACGCCACGAAAAGCAUAGCAGAAUGCUUUGCUCGUUUACAUCCACACCGUCUAACGCGCUGGUUGCCGAGUAGUGCAGUAGCAUGUACAGCCCUCCCGCUCGCCAUGCACAUGGUGGAUAUCAAAAUGUCCGCCGCCUCUUCAGCUGCUGAAAUUUGGUCUCGACCAGACGUCGCCUCGAAACAGUCACGGCUGAAUGUUCUCAUUCAAGUGUUUAGAGAACUCCAUCCCAAAUACGACGGCGUGCAUUCCAUUUCCAAGACGAUUCGGUAUUUCAUGGAGUGUGUUGGCGUCAACGAGCCUAUGCAAAUGAUGAUCACAAAUGACCAGACCGACGUCCUUGCACGAAGUCCCGCGCAGUAUCUACGACUUGCUUUAACAAUCGACGUGUGUCUGAGUCAAGAUCGUCUUGUACAAGAUAGCGAUUUUCCCGCUGCUCUGAGACGUUUCGUCAGCAGAAAUCAAUCACUUAUGCCAAUACUCUUGGGCCAACCCAGCCUUCCAAUUCCGAUGCAAAUGGACAGGCCAGUAGUUUUACCCCGUCCAGUAUCGCCUCGCCCGUUAUCACCCAAUACCUAUGCAAAAAGCUUCUCACGGUGGAUGGAGGAUGACCCAACGGUCAGCUUUGCCCUUCAAAUGGGAAUCGAUGUCGGCACGCGGCCUGGGCUGGUACGAGAAGUGACAGAACGGGCCCAAAAGGCUUACUCAGAUAGCACUGAAGAGACGGAGACCUCGCCCGUGUCUUCAGACUCGCAGGUUGACGGUUCACAGGUUGAGGACGAACAAGUUGACGAGACCGUUGAUAGGUCGAGCAAUGCUGCCAUGCCUGGUAUGACGGAGGAUUUGCUGCAGCGUCUGCAGGGAGCGAUAAACUGGGCGCAGAACGACCAGUCACUCGCUUUUGCGCAGGAUAUAGGUCUAUUUCCCGAAAUGGAUCGCGAUACUAUCAUGAAUUACGAUAUAAAUUGUACUUGUGUUGCGAGUGGGAACGAUAUCAUGUAA
Messenger RNA from Fusarium graminearum PH-1, 2541 nucleotides. RefSeq lists its product as uncharacterized. The record is from RefSeq and is a predicted model, not a curated record. The transcript is spliced from 5 exons. NCBI's taxonomy places the organism in Eukaryota, Fungi, Ascomycota, Sordariomycetes, Hypocreales, Nectriaceae. Gene Ontology annotation, molecular function: DNA binding; zinc ion binding. Gene Ontology annotation, biological process: DNA-templated transcription. The coding region runs from base 1 to 1377 and encodes 458 amino acids.